Molecule: messenger RNA, 1053 nt
Organism: Phascolarctos cinereus (koala)
Lineage: Eukaryota; Metazoa; Chordata; Mammalia; Diprotodontia; Phascolarctidae
Source: RefSeq, a predicted model, not a curated record
UCACUUUCGCCUUCGCCGCCCCCUAGCUCGGGCUGUGUCCCCUCCCCACCCCGCAGCCUUCCCCCACAGCCCCCGGCGCUCCCUCCGCGGCCAUGGAGGCGCUCAGAGCCCGGGUGGUGAGCACGCUGGACCGCCUGAGCCCACCCGAGCUGGAAGAGUUCAAGUUUUACCUGAGGAGCUCCGGGAAGAAGCCUAGGAUCCCGAUGGAGGACCUGGACACGGCCCCCACGACCUCGGCUCUGGCCGAUCUGCUGGUCAAGCGCUACGUCGUGUCCGGGACCCCCAGGGUCUUGGUCCGGGUGUUCCAGCGGAUGCGCCGGAACGACCUGGUAGCCGAGUGGGUAUUGCAAAACAUCAUGUUGGACAUACUACGUUGGUGUGGAUGGAUUCUUCGCAAUUCCCAGCAUCAGAUAUUGCAGAGAGAUAAAAAAGGUGGUCCAUUUUCCCCGAAAAUACUGAGCGUUUUGACAAUGACUUUGAAGAGACAGUAUGAAAAUGAUGGCCCUAAAAUGGAACGCUAUAACAUGGAAAAACCUCGUAAGGCUUUUGUGAUGUGUGUGAAGACAGGCAGACCAGGGGCUAAGCAGGAUAUGAAGAGAAUGAGAAACUGGCUUAAAGCGUGCAAGUUUGAAUGUACAUCUUGCAUCAAUCCUGAUGAAAAGGGGUUAAUGGAGAAAUUACGAGAGUUUCGAGAUGGAAUAAAUAAAAGAAAAGAUGAUGUGAGCUGCUGCCUUGUUACUCUCAUGGCCCAUGGAGGAAAAGCGUUAUAAAAACAGUACUGGAUGAAAGAAUCAACUUAUCAGACAUCUUUGAAAUGUUCAACAAUAAAAACUGUCCAGCACUUCAAAAGAAACCAAAAAUCUUUAUAAUCCAGGCUUGUAGAGGAGGUAAGUAGAAGGAAAAAGAACACCUCAGCAGUGGCAGGGAAUUCUUAGGCUUCACUGUAAGUAUUUUCUUCUUCUCUUUAGGAAAUCCUGACUCUGAUUUUCAUCCCAGAAAGAAUUUCCUUUCUCUACUGCUUCUCCUUAUCUUACAAGAAGAAAUACUCAUUAG